Molecule: messenger RNA, 825 nt
Organism: Dinoponera quadriceps
Lineage: Eukaryota; Metazoa; Arthropoda; Insecta; Hymenoptera; Formicidae
Product: tubulin polyglutamylase complex subunit 2
Exons: 2
Coding region: 1-825 (274 amino acids)
Biological process (GO): protein polyglutamylation
Source: RefSeq, a predicted model, not a curated record
AUGUCGUUCUUCGUGGACAUCGUCACCGAGGACUCGUUCUACGAGAACCUGACCCUGGGUGUGGUCAAGAUCCUCGAGAACUCGCCGUGCGUGAAGAACGUGCGGGUCGAGAGACGAAACGGCUGCGAGCCCGGAGCCAUCACCAGCUGGGAGCAACGCCACUGUUGCACGCUUCCCGAGAACAUUCGGAAUUUCUACGCGUCCGUCGACGGUUUCCUGCUGCUGUGGAACCUCGACAUAGCGGGUGAGGAAUUCCCGAUCGGCCGCAUGGAGAUCGGCAGUCUGUCGUCCUUGAAGAGGUACGCCGACAAGGACCGACAGGCAGGCCCGUCGACGCAGGACGCCUCGUCGUCGUCCUCGGGGACUCAAGUGGAGGACUCUACAGCGGAAACGGAAGGCACGGACGCGUUAUUCUCCGGGGAUUCCCGCGACUGCAAGCUCUUUGAGAUCGGCCAAUGCUACCCGGGAGCCGGCAACGGCAAGGUCUAUCUCGCGUAUCGUUCCAAGCAGGAGCAGGAUUCACCGAGCAUCUGGCUCCACCGUCGAGGCAGCUGGUACCAACUGGCCGACGAUUUCACCACCUACUUCCGUAUGAUGCUGGUCCACCUGGGCCUGCCGUUAUGGCAGUGCUGCGUCGUCGGUGUGCCGUUGCCCACUUGGGUGGAACAGGCGUACUUUCUCGUAGGACCGCACCUGCUGUCGUCCAUAAUCGAACCGGGCGAGACCGUGUCGACGUCCUUGUGGAACAACGGGCCCAUCAACGUCUUGGAUCCGGCCAUCUUCAAGGCCAAGGACGGCAAGCAGAGGAACGCUCGCAAGAAAUGA